GCAGCCCGCCCAUGGAGGCUUUCCCCUGUGCGCCUCGCUCGCCCCGCCGCGGCCGUGCCCCCCCGCCCAUGGCGCUCGUGCCCAGCGCCCGCUACGUGAGCCCCCAGGGCCCGGGGCACCCGCAGCCCUUCAGCUCGUGGAACGACUACCUGGGGCUCGCCACGCUCAUCACCAAGGCGGUGGACAGCGAGCCGCGCUUCGGCUGCGCCCGCGGCGGGGACGACGGCGGCGGCGGCGGCUCCCCGCCUUCCUCUUCCUCCUCGUCCUGCUGCUCCCCCCACACGGGGGCCGGGCCUGGGGCGCUGGGCCCCGCGCUGAGGCCGCCCGACUACGACGAGGACGAGGACGACGACAGCGACGAGCCGGGGUCCCGGGGCCGGUACCUGGGGGGCGCGCUGGAGCUGCGCGCGCUGGAGCUGUGCGCUGGCCCUGCCGAGGCCGGGCUGCUGGAGGAGCGCUUCGCCGAGCUGAGCCCGUUCGCCGGUCGCGCCUGGGCGCCCGAGCCCCGGCUGCACGCCGCCUCGGGGGCGGCCGCCGCCCGGUUGCUCAAGCCUGAGCUGCAGGUGUGCGUGUUCUGCCGGAACAACAAGGAGGCGGUGGCGCUCUACACCACCCACAUCCUGAAGGGACCCGACGGGCGCGUGCUGUGCCCGGUCCUGCGCCGCUACACGUGUCCCCUGUGCGGCGCCAACGGAGACAACGCGCACACCAUCAAGUACUGCCCGCUCUCCAAAGUGCCGCCACCGCCCGCCGCCCGCCCGCCGCCGCGCAGCGCCAGGGACGGCCUGCCGGGCAAGAAGCUGCGCUGAGCGCCUGGGCUCCGCUCUGCUGCCACCUGACGCCACCAGGGUCACCGCCGGCGCAGUUUUGGUCUGCGCACCGUCUUUCCCUUGCUGUUGGGGAGGCUUGGAGUUCAGGAGUUGGCUCAACUUGUGAAGUAGUCUCGGUUUUUUCAAAGCACGCCUGCCGGCCAUAAGGAGUACUUUCCUGUUGAAGAGCGGUUGAGACUAGACGCUCAAAUCUUGAUUUAUCUCGUUUGUGCACAUCCAGACGGUGAAGGCUGGGUAUCCCACUAACUGAAAUACGGCAAUUUAGAGGCGCUGUUUAUUUACUGUAUACGUCGACCUAUUUUAGAUGCGCAUCAGUAUGAAAUUGUCUCAUUCUAAUCUUGGAUGUUUAAUUUUAUGAAGAGAGGCUCUUUACUAGGUCUAGAAUAUUUUUUUAAAAGCCUCUUGACUGAACUUAAAACUGGGGAUUUUAUGGAAUGUUGGCAAAAUGACUUUUAUUGUUUGCAACAAUAUUUCUUCGUUGUCCUUAAUCACCUAUUCUGAUUUCAGGUGAAGCAAGCCCCUGGCAGCAUCACCGUUUUGAGAGGGAAGGUUUAGUAAACUUGCCAGGAUUAACUUGGAUGGGUAUCCCUCCCUUGUGGCUCGUUUCUGUCCUGGCUGGAGGUGUAAAAAUGCACAAUCUGUAGCAGGUAGAAUACAGCUCCUUAUCCUUUGAUGUACCAGAUCUUUAUUACUGAACUAGCGUUUUCCACCUUUAAAAACUGUGCCAAGUUAUAAUCAUAUUGUGUAUACACUUGGAAAUGGUGCUGUUUAAAAAACUUGAUUUGUGUAUUUAUACAGUAACAGUAUAUGAAUUCAUUAAUCUUGCUUAUAA
Messenger RNA from Ceratotherium simum simum (southern white rhinoceros), 1662 nucleotides. NCBI's taxonomy places the organism in Eukaryota, Metazoa, Chordata, Mammalia, Perissodactyla, Rhinocerotidae. The record is from RefSeq and is a predicted model, not a curated record.